CCCACCCCCGGCUUGUUUCGUUUUCUCCCCCCGAUAUUCCUCGGCCCCUUCCACCCUUCAUCUCCGUUCUUUUCACCAAACUCCCCUUUCUUCCUCCUCCCUCCCUACGCAUAAUUCUGUCGCCGUCGCAAACCCCGCUUCUCCUCCGCGUUACGGAUUCCAUCUCCAUGUUCUGAUCUCGUCCGCGACACCGAAUCCCACCUUGUGAAAAGUCUCGUCCUAGCUGCAAUCUGGUAGAGUCGGAGAGUGUUCCGUGUUCGGCUUUAGAAGGAGCCAGUUCGGGGAGUUGUGUUUUGUUUUUGUUUUUUUCGUUUUUGUUCUUUUGUUCAACGAAGCCGGCUUCUUCUUAAGAGAGUGGUUGGUUGUUGUUCCACCAGAAAUCGCAUUUGGGUCGUCUGUGUUUUCCGGUCCAAUUGCUGACGCCGGCGCUGGAUUUGCUGCCGAAAGCGCGGAUUCCUGUGCUUUCUUCGGUUCCACGGCAAAUUCUGUCUGCUAGGUUCGCAUUCCCUCCGGUCGCCGCGAAGCGAGCUGGGGAGAUGGCCUCGGAUGCGCCCGCGGCGGGCGCUAACCUCACCGCGGCCAUGUGCAAGAGGAGCAACCGGGUCGCGCGGGUGCUCGCCUACGCUCUCCUGGAGUGGAUCCUCAUCGCGCUCCUCCUCGCCAAUGGCGUCUUCUCCUACCUCAUAUCCAAGUUCGCCGCCUUCUUCGGCCUGCCGCCGCCGUGCGCCCUCUGCUCCCGCCUCGGCGUCGACAGCCUCUUCGAGCCCCACCGCGGAGGCGCCGGCGCCGAGCACCUGCGCCGCGUGCUGUGCGACGCGCACGCCGCCGAGAUGUCCCGCCUCGGGUACUGCCGCGCGCACCGGCGCCUCGCGGAUGCCGCCGACAUGUGCGAGGACUGCGGUGCGGCGGCGGCGGCGGCUUCGGGGAAGGCGCUGCUGUCGUGGAUGAGGCGGAGCGAGCUCGGCGAGCGGGACCUCGCCUGCGCGUGCUGCGGCGUCGCUCUCGAGAGCGGCUUCUACUCGCCAUCGUUCUUGCUCCCCGGGGUGUUGACGCGCGACCUGGACGGCGGCUACAAGGAAGAUGCCAUAGCAUGUCUAAAUGGAGAUGUGGUCUUUGUGUCCGAGGACGGUCCUGUGAUCGAGCUUUUUGAUGAGAAGCCAUUGGUGGAGGAGGAUUCCAUUGGUGUCAUGGCAGCUCAUUGUGCUGACAUUGUUGGGAAUGUUGAACAACCGAUGCCUCUUGAAUCCACUGGUUCGUUGGCCAUGGGCAUGGAUGUGGUGUCAUCUCAAUCCGGCGUCGAAGAAAAAGAAGAAGUUGAUCAUGAGACUCUUGAGCUGGGCUAUGUGGCGCCGGAGAACAUGGUUAAUGAGGAAAACUUUGUGGUGGCCUCUGAUGAUGAUAAGCUGGAUUUUAUGGUUGAUAGGUUGAUUGAUGGAGAAAUUGCUUCUUUGGUCGUCUCUGUGGCUAGUAUGGAGAAUGAAUUCAACAUCGAGAUAAACGCAGGAGAAACUACUGAGAGCUUAGCUGAUCAGCGCUCUCCUCUUAGGAACAAUGGAUUGAAAGGAAAGUACCAGGCAAUAUUAAAUUGGGAUGAAAUAUCAGAGGAUGAGCAAGUUGAACAGGAUGCUGUUAAGCAGGAAUUGUUUUCCAUGCCAUCAGAUCCCAGGGAGCAUGAAGCUGUUGUUCGCAAGUCUGACGGAAAAGCUGAAGAGGACCCAGUUCAACAAGCUUUUAAGAAUGAAUGGGACUGUAUGGCAAUGGAAGGCGAUGAACGUAUCUCUGAGGCUUCAAAUGAGAACAAUGAGGAUAUGCAGCAGCAGGUUCAACAAGCUGAGCUGAAUCAGGAACUGGAUUUAUUGAUACGUCCCAGAGAGAAUGCUGAUGAAGAGUUUGAACAGGAGAAAAUUGCACCGGCCGAGUUACAACAAGAAGAAUUGGACUCUGUUGCACUUGAUUUUUGUGAACAAGUUCAUGUGGCCUCAAGCGAGGGAGUUGAAGAAGAGCAUGUUGGACAGCCUGAACUGAAGCAUUUGUCCACGUUUAUGACAGCAUGCAAAGAUGGUAUUAAAGUUGAUCCAACUGAGGCUCUUCUGCCAAGCUUGCACCAUCUUUCUUAUGGACCUUCAAUAAGUUUAGACAAAUUAUCUCCUGACUGUAAUGAUAUCGAAGAUAAGAGAGUUCCAGAUACAUUAAGUCAUAUUGAAGGCAUCAGUUCUUUACAGGAAUUGAUGGACCCUAAAGCAGUGACCUCUGAUACCAAGUCUGUAGAUUCAAGCGAUGCUACCAUGUCUACUGAUAUGGAAAGUGUUGAACUGGUGAGUGUUGAUCAACUCAAAUCCGCCUUGGCAGCUGCACGGAAAUCAUUGAAUACCCUAUACACUGAGCUUGAAAAUGAGAGGAGUGCAGCUGCUAUAGCUGCUGAUGAGACCAUGGCAAUGAUAAAUCGGUUACAAGAACAGAAAGCUGCAAUGCAGAUGGAGGCGAUGCAGUACCAGCGGCUUAUGGAAGAGCAGUCGGAGUAUAAUCAAGAAGCACUGCAGAGGGUGAAUGAACUAGUUGUGAAGAGAGAUAAGGAGAGGCAAGAUAUGGAGAGAGAGAUUGAAUUGUAUCGCCACAAGAUUCAUCUCUAUGAGGCGAAGGAGAGAAGGAAAAUGUCCAGACACAAGGCUGAUGACCAGAAUGGAUCAUCCUCAGCAUCAUCAAGUGCUGAGGACAGUGAUGACCUUUCCCAAAGUUUCUAUGAAGGUGAUGAAUCUUCCCAUGGUCUUAAUGGAAGCAAUGGCAGCAUUCCUACUGAUAUUGUUUUACAAGAAACUGCUACUCAUAUUGUUACACUUGAUAGCUCGUUAGCUGAUUGUGAUGAAGAGAGGCUCUCCAUAUUGGAACAGCUCAAAGUGCUCGAGGAUAGGCUUUUCGACCUUGAAGAUGAAGAAUCUGAUAGCAUGAAGGAGGACAAGCAUUUCACAGAAGAUAACCAUUUAAGCAGUGCCUCAAAUGGCUUCUCUGACGAGGAUAUCAGCUUCAAACUUCAUGAUAGUAGAAAAGGUGUAAGCUAUAGAGGAAAGAAGCUCCUCCCACUAUUUGAUGAUGCUACUGCCAUGCAAAAUGGGAAUGGCCUCCUAACAAAGCAAUGUAUCGGGGCAGACCCUUCAGCAGAAGUCAUGUCGGAACUUGCUAAAGAGCAGGAUAAGCUUGCAAUUGCCAAUGAAAUUGAUCAAGUCCACGAGCGGUUGCAUGCUCUUGAGGCAGAUAAGGAGUUUAUAAAACAGUGUGUGCGGUCUUUGAACAAAGGAGGCAAGGGGUUUGUUCUUCUUCAGGAGAUCUUACAGCAUCUUCGGGACCUCAGAAGGAUUGAGCAGCGUGCAAGGAACAUUGGAGAUCUCUCACCCCAUUAUGUGCACCCUUACACAGAUUAAAGUUUGGCUCGUAUAGGAGGAGAAGCUCCUGCUGGUGCUAUCAUUCUACUGUCGGUUUGACACUGUCGUCAGAAGGGCAGAUCAUGCUGCAAUUCUGCCAUCCAAAGGUUCUUCUGGACCACUCCCCACGUUCUGCCCUUAAAUUCCUUCUUGAUUCAUUUUGUGGGGGUUUCCAAACUUUUGCUCAAGGGCAAGAGGGUUGGUGAGCCGCCCACCCCCAUGAGGUGUGUUUUGUGGCAAAAAUCAUGGCCUAUGAGAGCUUUGGAAUUCAUUAACAUGAAACAGACCACCGCCAGCUUUGGUGCCAGUUAUAGAGUGAAUAUACAAAAAAGCUUUUAAAAAUAUGGUUAGUCUCGGUGGGCUUCUUUAGGUGUUUUAUUUAUCAUUUCCCCUGUAAAUUCCAUAGUUGUAUAUGUAAUGCCUUUUGGCUUUUGGAAUGUGAGGUGUUUUUGAGUGCACUGUGCAUAGCGUGAUUGUGUGAUGAGCGUUGCUAGUGACCUGUGCUUUUCUCCUCUGAUUUUGGGUACUAGUACUUCCUUUCCACCCUUUCGAGAUGGAAUGGUGCUUAAUUAUGCCCUUGAAAGCAGCAUGCAAGCAUGAUUGGUUUAGCUGUCAGAGGAAAUCAUGGAUGCAGCUCACCGAACAAUCUGUUAGUUGGGUGGGCCUUGCCCUAUCAUGUUGCUCAUGCAAUGCAAUGCAUGAACCUUUCUGUGCAUCGUAUCUUCUCUAGUGCACUGCUACGAGCCUGUCAAGAAACCUUCUCCCUUUGCAUCCAUCGAACUCAACCUUUGUUUGUUGUCGCAAUGAACGGGGCUUGUUCGUUGGUACUACUCCGGGCUUUGCUUUGCUGGUCCGGGUAUGCGAAGGCUGGAUCUGUCACCAAUCGUACCGUUUCUGCCUGUGUAAUAAGCGAGAUGCGAGAUGUCGUGUGUGUAUGGUUUGAUUGAGAAGGGACCAACAAGUUCGUUCGCUAGCUGCAUCGCAUCGGUGAGUGGAGGAGGAUGGGUUGGCCCCCUUAAGCUGGAAGUAGCGGUGAGCGUGGUUUCAACAACCCAGCCAGCCCAUCCAAACCAACCCACUUUAUAACCCAUGUAAGGGACUCUUAGGUGGGCUAGUUUGGUUUAGGGAACCAGCCCAUUAUAUCCAUGCCUUACCUGGGUGGUCUGGCUCAGAACCAGCAAACCCACCCACCCAAACACGAGCGGAGGGCUGCGCGGCGGCCGGCGGCGUGGCGGUGAUGGAGCGCUUGAAUGGAUCGGGGGACGGCCGGGGAAGCAACAUCAGUCACGCCUCUGAUCUUUCCUUGCUCUCUGAUCUAUUUCCUUAAUGUUUGGUUUUUAUUUAGGCCAUACUAGUUUAGGUGCAUUGCUGGUAUUCUUAUAAAUUACUUGGUCCAAUUGAUCUCUGGCCAGAUUUUAUUAUUUGCAACCUCAAACUAGAACAGAGCAGAUCUAUCUUGUAAACUGAGAAGUGAUUUGGUAUAAUACGCUAACUAGUAGACUAUUGCACCUAGUAUAUCUCAUGUUUAGAAAUAUUUGUUCCUUGACAAUUUGAAACAAAUCUUGCAACCAUACUUCAAGGACUUAAGUACUCUCUCACAAAUUAAAUUAGAGGAUUUUGUUAAUCAUGUGCUAGGUAACGAAGGCAAAGCAUGUGUAGUGUCCUCACUGCCAUAUUAUUCUGGAAAAAAAAUAGAUAGGGGAAGUAUAUAUGUUAGCAGAAAAUUCGGAGGUGAUGCAACAUUAAUACAAAGUGUCAUACGUAAAUAAUCAGUCUUCUAGUGGACCAUUAUGUGCUGGUGGAAAGAACAGAUCCCUAUUGGUUCUGAUUUAUAGGAUUUGCAAGUUCUGUGACUCUUGGAGAACAAAGUCAAAUGCAAACACAAUAUAGUGGUUCUGCCUCAGUAAUUGAUUUUAUUACCCAUUGUGUUGUGGAGAGGGAGUCUGAAUGAUUUUCUCUCUGAUUAUGUAUUGUCAUGAGCAUUUUGUGAUUCCUGUGAGCUAACUGAGUACUAAAGCUCUAACUGAUUCUGGGUUAUUUGGUUUACCUUGGGCUCUGAGGUGCUUAACCAAAAGGUCGACUAGUUCUAAGAACAAAACGUCCAAAUGUAAAACUUGUAGUUGGUGUCCAGGUUGUAGCUAUGAUAAAUCUGAAGAGAUAUGGUACAUCAACAAGCUAGCUGUCACUUUUAACAGGGAAGCUACAACUAUUUGCUCUCUGAUCUAUUUCCUUACUGCUUAGUUUUUAUUUAGGCCAUACUAGUUUAGGUGCAUGACUGGUAUUCUAAUAAUACUUGGUCCAAUUGCAUAACCUGAAGGUUUUAUGUCCUAGUUUUUAUUUACCCUUCUAAUCUCCUUGUGAUUUGGAUUGGCCUGCUACUUCUGGACAUUGGCUUCUAAGCCAUGGCUCUGUUUAUUGGGUUCAGUAGGUCCUGUGAUGACCUUUAGUUACUGACUAGUGUUUGUUUUGGCUUCCUCCGGUGUAUAAUAGUGAACUAUUGCCACAGUUCAGAAGCCAUGUGUUGUACUACUACGGUUGUCUCAUGAGUUUUUCUGUUCUUAUUCAUAGUCUUUGUCAGUGUAUUACAAUAUUUAUGCUUCUGAUAUUUGCAGCAAUCACUAUGUUAUUGAAAUUUGCAGAGUUCAAACUUAACUUUAUACUUGAUCUCUUUAUAGGAUCAUACUCCGAAAUUAAUUGGUGCGAAUAAGAUCACACACCGGCGAGCACACUGUUAUGUCUGUGUGCUAUUAAAUCUGAAGGGGGUACUUGUGCUAUGACUACAUCAGAUAUAGACGUGUGCCUUUUCUUUGUUCUCAAAUGUCAACUAUUGUUCCGGCUUGUUCAACGAAUAUUAUUUCUAGUCGUCUUUGUGAAUCAGUGCUAGUACUGGAGUAAAGACCAAAAGCUUUCUUUUUCUUUCUGUCAUUUUGAUCUUGUGUGACAUGGACAAGCAGAGUUUGCAUGCCUCUAUCGUACUCACAGAAAGAUUUUGAGAUUAUUCAUGUGCA
Molecule: messenger RNA, 6424 nt
Organism: Brachypodium distachyon (stiff brome)
Lineage: Eukaryota; Viridiplantae; Streptophyta; Magnoliopsida; Poales; Poaceae
Product: myosin-binding protein 2
Exons: 4
Coding region: 537-3416 (959 amino acids)
Molecular function (GO): myosin binding
Source: RefSeq, a predicted model, not a curated record